AAGAAACAGGUCUUGCUAGAUGCUCAUUCAAUAGGUAACAUUUGGCAGAUCAUUACUUCUUCGUUACGAAGCUAUUUCCAAGGAACUUCCACGAAAGACAAGGCCCUUUCUUAUGUUCGUCAGUAUACAGCUGCCCUAUUCGCAAGAACUAGGGUUUCGAGGGAGCCGAGCAAAAGCAACGUUCGUUGUUACUGAAGAAGUCAGUUCAAGAAUAGCCGCAUUAAUAGAUACUCACUCUAUGCCUCACGGAACUCGGAAAAAUCGCUUCAGACAUUCUGUGUUUAAACGUAUUUUUUUGUCAAGCGAGUGAAGCGGUCGAGGCAUGAUAAGGAAAAAAGCAGAGGCGACACUGUCAGUGGGUCAGGCACGGAAAAUCAGAUCGCCGCGUAACCCACCGUUAGAUCUAAAAUGUCUUAAAAAAUAUAUGGUGCCUACAAUCUCGACUCUGCAGAGCGACUGUGGCCUGUGCGGAAAGAUUGGACCCUUUCUUACCUAUUUACACGACUACAACAGGCCGAUUGCUUCCGCUACGUCUCUAUUGAACAGCGUAUGUGAAGUCGCGCAAGGCAACGCCACAAAGUGCCAGGAGUUAGCAAAACGGUAUGUCUUGAGUCGCAAAUUAAGGAAGCUACGAAACUCAAGCGAUGGAAGUUAUAGCAGUGGCGAAGCAAUGUGCCGCAGGUCCGGAUACUGCGACCUUCAAGCAGCCGACAAUGCAGAAACGAUGGACUGCGCGCAAUGCGAAUCAUUCGUACAAUGGGUAGUGGACAUAACCCAGGCAUCCAUAGUACGGUUCCUUAAGCCUGAGGAACGUGUUCAAAAUGCCGUAAAGGAACUCUGCAAUAAUACGUUUGAGUCGCAUGCAGAACUAUGCGCGAACAUACUCGGUGACAUCUACAAAAUGUUCGUUUCGUAUCUCAGGGCGUUCUUCCCCGCAAAGGCUAUAUGCACGUCAAUGAGCUUCUGUUCGGAUACGAAGGCGGUCACAUAUCCACCAUUUGCAGUCCUGUGCCGAAGCAAUGGCGAAAGACAAGAUGUGACACCAUACAAAUAACUCUUCUGAUGAUUGAACCCGCAGUAACUAGUCAAUCAUUACUAUUAUUAGCGAAUUUGCUUUACUAAAUAAAUAUGUGAAUGCA
Varroa destructor (honeybee mite) is the source of this 1139-nucleotide messenger RNA. RefSeq lists its product as uncharacterized. The transcript is spliced from 5 exons. The coding region runs from base 323 to 1054 and encodes 243 amino acids. NCBI's taxonomy places the organism in Eukaryota, Metazoa, Arthropoda, Arachnida, Mesostigmata, Varroidae. The record is from RefSeq and is a predicted model, not a curated record.